GGCUCGCGCGGGAGUGUGGGGGGGGGGGGCGAAGGCGGAAGUGGCGGCGCCGGGUCCAGGAGUGGAAAGGAGCUGAGGCUGCAGCCCGAGUAAAGCGGCUGCCAGCCGAGUAACAGGCGCGGCCGCAGCGCCAUAUUGCGGUCCUCAGCGGUCGCCACCAAGCCAUGGCUGAGACCUACGACUUCCUCUUCAAAUUCCUGGUGAUUGGCAGUGCAGGAACUGGAAAAUCAUGUCUCCUCCAUCAGUUUAUUGAGAAUAAGUUCAAACAGGACUCCAACCACACUAUCGGCGUGGAGUUUGGAUCCAGGGUGGUCAACGUUGGGGGGAAGACUGUCAAACUACAGAUUUGGGACACUGCUGGCCAGGAGCGAUUUCGGUCGGUGACGCGGAGUUAUUACCGAGGGGCAGCUGGAGCCCUGCUGGUGUACGACAUCACCAGCCGGGAGACAUACAACUCGCUAGCUGCAUGGCUAACUGAUGCCCGGACGCUGGCCAGCCCCAACAUUGUGGUCAUCCUCUGUGGCAACAAGAAGGACCUGGAUCCUGAGCGUGAGGUCACUUUCCUAGAGGCUUCCCGCUUCGCUCAGGAGAAUGAGCUGAUGUUCCUGGAGACCAGCGCUCUCACGGGUGAGAAUGUGGAAGAAGCUUUCCUGAAGUGUGCGCGCACCAUCCUCAACAAGAUCGACUCAGGUGAACUAGACCCGGAGAGGAUGGGCUCAGGGAUUCAGUAUGGAGACAUAUCCCUUCGCCAGCUGCGGCAGCCUCGAAGUGCCCAGGCUGUGGCCCCUCAGCCCUGUGGCUGCUGAGAUUUACGGAGCCAGCUCACCUGUUCUUCUGGACCAGCCCUGCCUGAAGGCUGGGGCUCAGAACCAGGCCCCAAGAGGCCAGGCCCCAAUCUGCCCCAGUCUCAGCAAAGUUACUCCAUACCCCACCCCCCUUCCCUGGCCUUCCCUGGAGGGGUCUGGCUUUGGGGCAAGAAGUGAGCCACAGGGGUAAGGGGACCCCAUACCUGCUGCUGCUUCCUCUGUUUUGGCUAAUUCUAGUCCCCCUGUGCCCCUAACCAUACCUGAAGAACUCCCAAAGCUUGAAACCAGGCCCAUUUGGCCCCAGCCUCCUGCCUGGCCCCGCUGUUGCAAGUCUGUGUUAUUUAUUACCUGGAGGCCUGUUCUAUCCUGUCCUGGUCCUCCAUAAAGCAUUGUUUACACCUGU
This is a messenger RNA of Mastomys coucha (southern multimammate mouse), 1209 nucleotides long. RefSeq names its product RAB4B, member RAS oncogene family (gene Rab4b). Gene Ontology annotation, cellular component: endosome. The coding region runs from base 165 to 806 and encodes 213 amino acids. Gene Ontology annotation, biological process: Rab protein signal transduction; regulation of endocytosis. Gene Ontology annotation, molecular function: GTPase activity; GTP binding. The record is from RefSeq and is a predicted model, not a curated record. NCBI's taxonomy places the organism in Eukaryota, Metazoa, Chordata, Mammalia, Rodentia, Muridae. The transcript has 8 exons.